AUGGCGGAUGYGGAGCGUCCUGUUUCAGCUCCCGUCCAUCUCGAUCGCAAGCUCAGCAGCGAGCCACUUCCUAAAUCACAGGAUAGUUCAUUGUAUUCACUGAAUGAUCCAGAACAAGACGAGAUUAAUGAUGAUGAACUAGAAGAGAUUCUGAUACAGAGAGCUAAAGAUGGAGCAGACCGACUUGCGAAAUUUCAACUUGGACAGUUUUACUUCGAAAGAAAAAUAUUUGAUAAAGCAAUGGUUACAUUCGAGAGAAUUAAAGGCACUGACUUCCAAGCAAAGUAUCAACUAGGAGUCAUGUAUUACGAUGGACUUGGAGGCAAGCCAAAUCCAGAAAAAGGUGUGCAAUACAUGAAAGACAUAGCUGAGUCAAAGAAUCCAGAUGCAUCACAUCUCGUACAUCAGGCACAGUACAAUGUAGCCAGAGCCUAUUAUGAAGGUUUUGGAGUAAAGCAGUCCGACAAGGAAGCUGAAAGAUGGUUGUUACGGGCUGCAGAUGAUGGUGAUUCAAAGGGUAGUAUGAAGGCACAAAUGGUACUGGGCUUGUUUUAUUCAAGGCCAGGAGAAGAUUCUUUUGACCUCAAUAAGGCUUACUUCUGGCAUCAAGAGGCCACUGGAAAUGGAAGUAUCGAGUCUCAAGGUGCAUUAGGGGUUAUGUUUGAGUAUGGUAUUGGAGUUGAGCAGGAUAUCCAAUCAGCGUUCGAAUGCUUAAAAGGUGCAGCCAUUAGAGGAAAUGUUUAUGCCCAAGGUAACCUGGCCGUGCAUUAUUAUAGAAGAAAACUGUUCAACAAGGCCGCAGAUGUGGCAAAAAGUGUUGCAGAGCUUGAGGAUAUUCAAGGAAUAGCUGCAGAAACAGACUGUUUACCAAACUAUGUUGCAAAGGGCAUUGCCUUAGGUUGUUUCAUAUAUGCACGCUGCCUUCACCAUGGGCAUGGUGUCGUACAAGAUGUCAAGGGGUCCCAGAAGUGGUAUUCAAGAGCGGCUACGUUUGACAUGGACAUUGCUGCUCGUUUGCAAGACUAUAUGACAUAUGGCUACAUAUAAAUCGUGUGAAAAUGUUUAACAUGGCAACAUCCACCAAAAUCUGUACAAAUGUAACUAUUUUUUAUAAACGAAUGUAAAAAUAACUUGUAAAACGAAUUUAUAAAAGUGUGCAAUAAAUUAAUAUAAACGGG
This is a messenger RNA of Actinia tenebrosa (Australian red waratah sea anemone), 1178 nucleotides long. Its product is annotated as LRP2-binding protein. The record is from RefSeq and is a predicted model, not a curated record. Lineage: Eukaryota; Metazoa; Cnidaria; Anthozoa; Actiniaria; Actiniidae. Gene Ontology annotation, molecular function: protein binding.